This is a messenger RNA of Apis dorsata (giant honeybee), 372 nucleotides long. RefSeq names its product replication initiator 1-like. The record is from RefSeq and is a predicted model, not a curated record. The transcript has 2 exons. The coding region runs from base 1 to 372 and encodes 123 amino acids. NCBI's taxonomy places the organism in Eukaryota, Metazoa, Arthropoda, Insecta, Hymenoptera, Apidae.
AUGACAAGUUUCAUCACGAUACUCUCUCAAUUUGUGGUUUCAGGCACGAUUUACUAUCCGUCGUCAUCGAGCUUCCAUUACCGCGCGGAUCAGUGCCGGCAAUUGGAACGUCAACAAUGUUAUCGUCGUCUAGGGAGCAAGCAGGGGAGCAACGACAACGAUAGGUAUACUUGUCCAAAGUGCGCGAGGAGCUACCGGCAUUUGCAUCACAUGUUGCGCCAUUGUAAGUUCGAGUGUGGCAGCCCGCCGAGAUUUCAGUGCCCGUAUUGCGGGAUGAGGAGCAAGCAGUCCAACAACGUUUACAAGCACAUACGUAUCAAACAUCCAGGAUCGAAGCUCGAGAUCGUCGUGCUUCAUUACGAUCAGCUGUGA